Messenger RNA from Solea solea (common sole), 2222 nucleotides. It is a transcript of the gene arpc1a, whose product is annotated as actin related protein 2/3 complex, subunit 1A. The transcript is spliced from 11 exons. The record is from RefSeq and is a predicted model, not a curated record. Gene Ontology annotation, molecular function: actin filament binding. NCBI's taxonomy places the organism in Eukaryota, Metazoa, Chordata, Actinopteri, Pleuronectiformes, Soleidae. Bases 317 to 1429 code for a protein of 370 amino acids. Gene Ontology annotation, biological process: Arp2/3 complex-mediated actin nucleation. Gene Ontology annotation, cellular component: actin cytoskeleton; Arp2/3 protein complex.
GUGAGUGACUUCGACGUGAACGAGGUUAUUCACUCGAACGUAAUAGCUAGCGUGAUGGUGCUAAGCUAGCUGUCAGCCAGGCAACCACAGGUUUUGCUGCCGACUUAGCUGCCGGAUGCUUCCGGUCGUGUCCUGUUGGCCGUCUUGACAUUCCCUCAACAUUCCUGGACGAAUUCGUGUCGACUGACCAGAGUCCGCGAAUUCACGUCCACUCCCGAUCCAACCUUUCCCCCGCUAGUGUAACGUAGCUCGCCGGCUAACGAGGGCGCACACUCGGAGAGAAGAGAGUUCCACUUGAGGACCACACCCAGGCAAGAUGUCCCUUCAUCAGUUUCUGCUGGAGCCCAUCACCUGCCACGCAUGGAACCGCGACAAGACACAAAUUGCCAUCAGUCCUAAUAACCAUGAAGUUCAUAUCUUCAAGAAGAGUGGAAAUCAGUGGGUCAAGACCCAUGAACUGAAGGAGCACAAUGGACACAUAACAGGUAUUGACUGGGCUCCCAAAAGUGACCGUAUAGUGACAUGUGGAGCGGACCGUAAUGCCUAUGUGUGGUCCCAGAAGGAGGGUGUAUGGAAGCCCACACUGGUCAUCCUCAGGAUUAACCGAGCUGCCACCUUCGUCAAGUGGUCUCCUCUGGAGAAUAAAUUUGCCGUCGGCAGUGGGGCUCGACUCAUAUCUGUCUGCUACUUUGAGUCUGAGAACGAUUGGUGGGUGAGCAAGCACAUCAAGAAGCCAGUCCGCUCCACCAUUCUCAGUCUGGACUGGCAUCCCAACAAUAUCCUGCUUGCUGCUGGAUCCUGUGACUUCAAAUGCAGGGUGUUCUCAGCCUACAUUAAAGAGGUGGAAGAGAAACCAGGCCCCACACCCUGGGGCAGCAAGAUGCCAUUUGGGGCUGUGCUAGCAGAAUUUGGAGGAGCUGGUGGAGGAGGUUGGGUCCACUCUGUCUCUUUCUCAGCUUCUGGUAACCGCCUGGCCUGGGUCAGCCAUGACAGCACUGUCACUGUGGUGGACAGCUCUAAGACUGCCAGUCCUUUACAGCUGAAGACGGAGUUCCUUCCUCUCCUCAGUGUCAUGUUUGUUUCAGAGAACAGUCUAGUAGCUGCGGGCCACGACUGCUGCCCAAUGCUGUUCCGUUGUGACGAUGGUGGAACGCUGACAUUCGUCUCAAAGCUCGACCUCCCCAAGCAGAGUAUCCAGAGGAACAUCUCUGCCAUGGAGCGCUUCAGGAACAUGGACAAGAGAGCCACCACUGAAGACCGUAACACUGCCCUGGACACACUGCACCAGAACAGCAUCACCCAAGUGUCUAUCUAUGAGGGUGACAAAAGGGACUGUCGUAAGUUCUGCACCACAGGCAUCGAUGGAGCAAUGACCAUUUGGGACUUCAAGAGUCUAGAAGCUUCUAUCCAGGGUCUCCGCAUCAUGUGAAGAAAUCUUGUGAAUGAAUGAAGAGACGCUGCGCCCCCUCCCUCCCCCCUCUCGCCCUAGCAGUCAUCAACCCUCCUCACCUUCCCUCCACUCCUGCGACGCAGCCAGUAACAUAAAUAACUGACCACCUUAUUGAGUGUCUGCUGAAGCACUGAUCAGACCAUUACACACUCUUGUGGGUGUGUCACACUCACACUCUCACAUACACUAAAAUACACAAACAUGCAUACAUGACGCCCACACAUACACACAACUGAGCUGACGUGUGACAUCACUGUUCAUUUUUUUGUUUUGCUUUGUUUUUAAAUGAAGGUUAACCAGGUGUCAAAGUGGGAUGGUCCUCUGACACGUAUUAAGCGUGAUGUGAAAUGUGUGUUUUUAUGUUCUCUAACCUCCUGUACCAAAAGUUGAACACUAGAAAAGUGUGUUUUAUCCAAAAAUCAGACUGUACGUCACCUCGGAUUAACCCCAACAUGAUCUCCUAAUAUCAGCGUUUAGUGAAGCAGAUGAUUUGAGUGUUUACUUCCUGGAGCAUAGUGAAUCAUUGUUUGGAUUUUAGGAGCUGGUUAUUGAUAUUGUGAGGUCAAGUUGCAGGUUGAUGUAGAGAACUGUACAGGAUCUGAUGUUGGAGAGAGAAAGCAGCUGUCUAAACUCGGUGUGGAGUCACAGCUGGGCAGCACUCGGCUUCAUAGCUACUACACUAAAAAAACCACACAAGAUGGAGGAUUUCUAUGUAACAGGUCAUGAGGUAGACAUGAAAUAAAGAUUAAAUACAUUUACAGUACACAACUCA